Molecule: messenger RNA, 2003 nt
Organism: Sorghum bicolor (sorghum)
Lineage: Eukaryota; Viridiplantae; Streptophyta; Magnoliopsida; Poales; Poaceae
Product: delta(8)-fatty-acid desaturase 2
Exons: 1
Coding region: 411-1853 (480 amino acids)
Biological process (GO): lipid metabolic process
Cellular component (GO): membrane
Molecular function (GO): oxidoreductase activity, acting on paired donors, with oxidation of a pair of donors resulting in the reduction of molecular oxygen to two molecules of water
Source: RefSeq, a predicted model, not a curated record
AUUUGAUAUGGGUGAACGUCCGUAAUUUAGUGAGGUCGCAGCCCGUGCCUGCAUGCUAACCGUGUUUGGCGUCGGUGCGUCUGCCCAGCUGGGCACCGUGCCCCGCGCAACUGUCCUAUUUCUCGUUGCUCUCGUAGUCCCGUGUCAAAACGGUCAAAGCAUCAGGUGUCUCCUCUCCCAGAGACCCAGACUCCUCACCAAUCACAUCCGGUGUAGUAGGACAAGCGGCGGCGGCGGGCGGCGGCGGAGGCCCCAGUAGCCAUCUCGCUCCAUCCCCUCUCCCCAGAUCCUUGCAACGCGACGCGCAGAUCCAAUCUACUCACGCAUUGCAUCGCUUGUUGCUGCGGAUGCGCUGCUAUUGAUCAUCCGAUCUGGUUCGUCGUCGUUCUCCAUAGUUCCAGACGGCGACGAUGGUGGCGGUGAAGAAGGGCCCCGCGACGACGGAGGACACCAACAAGGCGGCGUCUGAGAGGAAGACGACGAAGCCCGACAUGACGAGGCGCGUGACGUCGGCGGAGAUGGCGCGGCACUGCGUCGAGGGCGACGUGUGGGUGGCCGUGCAGGGUAAGGUCUACGACGUCACGCCCUGGCUGCCGCACCACCCGGGCGGGGACCUCCCGCUGCUGAGCCUGGCCGGGCAGGACGUCACCGACGCCUUCGUCGCCUACCACCCGGCGUCCGCGUGGCGGGUGCUGGACCGCUACCGCGUCGCCACGCUCUCCGACUACGCCGUCUCCGACGUCUCCAGCGACUACCGCCGCCUCGUGGCCGAGUUCGCCAAGGCGGGGCUCUUCGACCGCAAGGGCCACGGCUGCGCCGCGUCGCUGUGCGCCAUGGCGGCGCUGCUGGCGGGCGCCGUCUGGCUCGUCCUCGCCACCACGAGCGUGGCCGCGCACAUGGCGGCCGCCGUCAUGCUGGGCUUCCUGUGGAUGCAGUCGGGCUUCCUCGGCCACGACUCGGGCCACUACGUGGUGAUGCGGACGGGGCCCCUGAACCGCGCCGUGCAGCUGGUGGCCGGCAACUGCGUCGCCGGCAUCAGCAUCGGGUGGUGGAAGCGCAACCACAACGCGCACCACAUCGCGUGCAACAGCCUCGACCACGACCCGGACGUGCAGCACAUGCCGCUCUUCGCCGUCUCGCCGCGCCUCUUCGCGUCCCUCACCUCCGCCUUCUACCGCCGCGCCAUGCGCUUCGACGCCGCCGCGCGCCUCCUCGUCAGCUACCAGCACUGGACCUUCUACCCGGUCAUGUGCGUGGCGCGCGUCAACCUCUUCGCGCAGUCGCUGCUGCUGCUGCUGGUUGUUUCCGACGCCGACGCCCGGGUGCCGGGGCGGCUCAUGGAGCUCGCGGGCGUCGCCGUGUUCUGGGUGUGGUACCCGUGGCUGGUGUCCCGGCUGCCCGGCGGCGCCACCGAGCGCGCCGCCUUCGUGCUGCUGAGCUUCGCCGUCACGGGGAUCCAGCACGUGCAGUUCUGCCUGAACCACUUCUCGGCGGGGACGUACGUGGGGCGGCCCCGCGGCGACGACUGGUUCCAGAAGCAGACGCGGGGCACGCUGGACGUGGCGUGCCCGCCGUGGAUGGACUGGUUCCACGGCGGGCUGCAGUUCCAGGUGGAGCACCACCUGUUCCCGCGCCUGCCGCGCUGCCACCUCCGCCGCGUGGCGCCCAUGGUGCGCGACCUCUGCCGCAAGCACGGACUGCCCUACCAGCGCUGCGGCUUCUGGGAGGCCAACGCGCGCACGCUGCGCGAUGCCGCCAUGCAGGCGCGCGAGGUCACCGCCGCCGGCGGCGGCGGUGGCUCGGGGCCCAAGCCCAAGAACCUCGUAUGGGAGGCCGUCAACACCCAUGGCUGAUUUAUUUUAUUAUUUUAGAUGUGGAUGCAGUUAGUCCAUUGCGUACUUAGAUGAGAUUGGAUGCAAACAUGAAAGAAGAAACACCAUUAUUGUUGAGUUUGAUCGGGCAGGCAUGCAUGAAUGAAUCGAUUUGGAGCAGGUACAAUACAA